This is a messenger RNA of Ostrinia nubilalis (European corn borer), 792 nucleotides long. RefSeq lists its product as uncharacterized. The transcript has 6 exons. The record is from RefSeq and is a predicted model, not a curated record. The coding region runs from base 64 to 792 and encodes 242 amino acids. NCBI's taxonomy places the organism in Eukaryota, Metazoa, Arthropoda, Insecta, Lepidoptera, Crambidae.
CCUGAUGACGGAUGCCCUCCCAUCAAUACUCGAAGCCGAAACAUCCCCCGUUUAGGCCUUCCAAUGGCUGAAAGUACACCAGACUCAUCGAGACCGCAAAGCGACCACUGCGAAGUCUCCUCUUCAGUUGGUCCUUACUUAGCCUCAGUUGACGGAUCCUCAUCAGUCUGGCAGAAGUCUUGGGAGCUUCCCAAGCCUUACCCUGAAUCUGGAGCAUCCUGGGGCCAGGACAACCCUAUGGGUGCCAUGGGCAGCGGGGUCAUUGUGGACCCCAUCAAGACCUACCACAUGGGUAUUGCUUUAGCAACAAGGCAGACCCCCUUUGCGUUGUUAAAGCCGAAUAAUGGGACUCCUGUACUGGUGAAGGUUAUUGAUACGAAGCUCCCUGGUGGGAAACAGAUGUUGGUCCCAGCUACUGCUGAAGACUUGAAAGUGGGAGGUAAAAUUGUUCUCAAGAACGAUGAAAAUGACCUUUCUGAGGGGGUCAACGAAGCGGCAGGCCCGGAAAUAGGCGGCGCGGUCCAGAUUCGAGUCCCGGUGGUGGCCAUCGUGGUGCCGAAGAUCAAGAACGGCGGACGACUGCAUCUGUCGGUGGAGGAGCCGCACCACGCGUACCACACUGCUUUGUCUGCUGAUGGAGGCCAGACUAUCCAGGAACAACGUUUUACAGUUGGGGAGGUGAAGGUGGAGCCGUGCGGCACGCCCGACGUCGCCGGCCGCCUGGACGCGCAUGACUUUGAUGACUCUUCCAUCAAGUCUGGGACCACCAGUGGUCCGCGGACCACCGGUUAA